AUGGAGCCUCCCAAUGUCGGUGACCGGGUCGAGGACCUUGAUACGCCUUCCAUGAUUGUAGAUCUUGAUCUCAUGGAGGUGAACAUCAAGAAGCUGAUGGACAAGCUGCUGCCAACGGGACUCAACAUUCGCCCGCAUCUCAAGACAACAAAGAGCGCCAUUCUUGCCGGAAAACUCGCAAAGGCUGGCGCCAAGGGAGGUUGCGUGGCCAAGGUUAGCGAGGCCGAGGUCAUUGCCGCUGCUGGAUUCGAGGAUCUGCUCAUUACCUGUGAGAUUGUCGGACCUGCCAAGGUCAAGAGACUGGUAGAGCUGUUCCGCAAAUACCCAAAGAUUCGGAUUGUGGUUGACAGUGAGGUCGGCGCCUCGGCAAUUAACGAUGCUUUGGCGAAAUCGGGCAUCACAGACCCGAUUACAACCCUGAUUGAUGUCGAUGUUGGUCUUCAUCGCACAGGUGUGAAACCUGGCGAGCCGGCACUGGCGUUAGCACGGCAUGUUGGUGGACUGAAGCACCUGAAUCUGAUUGGUGUUCAAGGCUAUGAGGGUCAUCUGCAGCAUCUACACAGCUAUGAAGACCGCAAGAGCCAAUGUCUAGAAUCCAUGCGAAUCCUGACGAGCACCGCGGAGGCAUUCCGCAAAGAAGGCUUCAAUAUGGAAGUAGUCACCACCGGUGGAACUGGAACCGCCGAGUUUUGCGCCACUGUCCCUGGCGUUACUGAACUUCAGCCAGGGUCGUUUAUCUUCAUGGAUACCGAUUACCGAAAUGCAGUGGGAACUUUCUAUUCCAACAGUCUUACCCUCCUGUCAACUGUCAUUUCUCAACAAGGACCGCGCGCCGUUACGAUUGACACUGGACUCAAGUCAUUGACCACAGACAGUGGUCUUGCAGAGUGCAAGGAUUCGAGAUAUACCUAUGGCGUUCUUGGCGACGAGCAUGGCUCGCUCAUGUGGGAAGAGGGAACACCGGCACUUUCUGUUGGCGAUCGUGUUGAGAUGAUCCCAAGUCACAUUGACCCCACAGUCAACCUGCACGACGUCUACCUUGCUCACCGUAAGGGCAUUAUUGAGGAAAUCUGGCCUGUUGAUUCGAGAGGAAAAGUGCAAUAG
This is a messenger RNA of Penicillium macrosclerotiorum, 1104 nucleotides long. Its product is annotated as DSD1 family PLP-dependent enzyme. The record is from RefSeq and is a predicted model, not a curated record. NCBI's taxonomy places the organism in Eukaryota, Fungi, Ascomycota, Eurotiomycetes, Eurotiales, Aspergillaceae. The transcript has a single exon. Gene Ontology annotation, molecular function: D-serine ammonia-lyase activity. Bases 1 to 1104 code for a protein of 367 amino acids. Gene Ontology annotation, biological process: D-serine catabolic process.